GUCUAACCCUUUUCAUUUUCUCCUCACAAAUUUUCCCAUCUCUCUAAAUGGGAAAAGAAAAAACACUAUCAAAAUCAAGAACAAUGACACCAAAAAUGGUGGCCAAUUUUCGAAGAUCUCUAUCUUUUCCAAAUCAUCCUAACCAUUCAAACAAACCCAAAAAAACCUUCCACGUCCGAUCAGCUAGUCUUCCUUGUCGAUCUCAUCCUUUAAUUUCUCAGCUCAAAGAUGAUUUAAACGAGCUUAAAUCAUGGGCUUUAAAGCCCGAAAAUCGAACUUCAGCUUGGCUUUGUGAUGGAUUGAAUCAACUCAAGAUUGUUCAUGAGUCUCUUGAUGAUCUUCUUCAGCUUCCACAAACUCGUGAAUCUCUACAUGGCCAUUCUGAUUUGGUCGAGAAGCUUCUAGAUGAUUUUCUUCACUUUGUUGACGUUUAUGGAAUUUUUCAGACAUUGAUUCUCACUUUCAAGGAAGAGCAUUUAGCUGCUCAGGUAGCUGUAAGGCGCAAAGAUGAAUCCAAGAUUGCUUCCUAUGCAAAAGCUUUGAGAAAAAUGGCUAAAGAAAUGGAUAAACUCGUGUCUAACGUGCAAUGUAUAGGAAAAUAUAUUGUGCCACAACAAUGUGUACCAGUGCCAGAUGGAGAUGCAGAGCUAGCAGAAGUCAUGAAAGAUAUUAUAGAAGUAACAGAAUUGGUUUCUAUUGCACUUUUUAAUGGACUUGGGGUCUCUAUGGCAUUUCCAAAACCAACUUGCUCUUGGAUUGGAUUAGGAAAGAAAACAAAGAAAGUGAAAGAAGAUGAAGGUAUUGUGGAAUUUUUAGAAAUGGGGUUGGAGAGUUUAUUGUGGGGUUUGAGAAAAAAAGGUGAUGAAGAAGUGAAAAUGAUGUCUAAAAAAAUGCAUGAAUUGGAAGAUUGUAUUUGUGGAAUUGAAAGUGGUGGAGAGAAAGUGUUUAGGAGUUUACUUAAUGCUAGAGUUUCAUUGCUCAAUGUAUUCACACAAUAGAGAGAAAAAGAAAUGAUGAUGCAUAUAUAUUUUUCUUUAAUUUUUCACCACGGAUCGUCUUUGAUAUGGGUAAAGCUGUCUUUGUGUCACUUAAGGGUUACGGAUUUGAGCCGUGGAAGCAGUCGCUAAUGCUUGUAUUAGGGUAAGCUAUCUACAUUAUUACCCUUUGAGGUGCAGCCCUUCUCCGGACUCUACAUGAACGCGGGGAUACCUUAUGCACUGGACUGCCGUAUCGUCUUUGAUAUGCUAUUUUUUUUUUUUUGAAAUCUUUGUUUUGUUUAAUGGAGGAAGACAAGUUUACUGUUGAAUAUAUACUGAAGAUUCUUGUUAAUUUUAUAGCGUUUUAAGUGAGGUAAUUGAAUUUACUAUUAGUAAAUUGUAAUUAAUCUGCAUUUCUUUAAAAAAUUUGAGUCGCGUUUUUUUCCUGAA
This is a messenger RNA of Nicotiana attenuata, 1427 nucleotides long. RefSeq lists its product as uncharacterized. Bases 48 to 998 code for a protein of 316 amino acids. NCBI's taxonomy places the organism in Eukaryota, Viridiplantae, Streptophyta, Magnoliopsida, Solanales, Solanaceae. Gene Ontology annotation, biological process: shoot system development; root development. The transcript has 2 exons. The record is from RefSeq and is a predicted model, not a curated record.